CCUAGUAUAAAUAAAAUCUUAUUAGCUAGGAAGCCAAGCAAUGACUCAUGAGAGUUGAAGUCUUCAUUUUUUUUGUUUGAAGUCUUCAACUUUGUACAAUCUAAAAGAUGAUGAACAAGAGAAUAUCUUGGUUUUGGAUUAUAAACCUCUUCCUUGGUUUCUCAUUCUAUAACCUUUCAGUUUCACAGGCUAGGCCUAUUUCCAGCCAUCAACCAACUGCUGUUGUUAUAGGGACUGUUCUCUGUGAUGCUUGCUACCAGCAAGAUUUUUCUAAGGCUAGUCACUUCAUUUCAGGAGCUAUUGUUGCAGUAGAAUGUGCAAAUUCAGGUAAAAGGUCAAGUUUUUACCAGGAAGUGAAGACCAAUAAGCAUGGAAAAUUCAGUGUACACCUUCCUUUCUUGGUGGACAAAUAUGUCAAGCAAAUUAAAGGAUGUUCGGUUAAGCUGAUCAACAGCAGCAAGCCACAUUGUGCUGUGGCAUCACCAGCAACUUCAUCUUCUUUCCAACUCCACUCGAGGAAAAAACGGAUACAUAUUUUCUCUGCUGGAUUCUUCACUUUCAAACCUGUCAACCAACCAAAGCUCUGCAACCAAAAGCCAAGUAGCCAUGGUAUCUACAAUAAAGAAGUAUAUGUGCAGAAGUCUUUAACUUCAACUCCUAACGAUCCCACAUUUUCUCAACCAAUUCAAGGUAAACCAUCAAGUUUUACUACCAUAAAACAAGGAUUGCUUCCACCUCUUCCAAGAUUGCCUCCUUUGCCGGAGCUCCCUCCUCUACCACCUCUUCCAUUAUUUCCACCAAUUUUUCGUUCACCUCCAACGUCUCCGCCUUCAAUAUUUCCUCCAUUUAUCCCACCACCUAUACCAGGUUUAACUCCUCUUUCACCUCCAAUGUCUCCACCUUCAAUAUUUCCUCCAUUUAUCCCACCACCUAUACCAGGUUUAACUCCUCUUUCACCUCCAAUGUCUCCACCUUCAAUAUUUCCUCCAAUUAUCCCAACACCUAUACCAGGUUUAACUCCAUUACCGCCACCACCUCCGCCACCAACCUUCCCAUUCCAUCUACCUCCGUUCCCAUUCCGUCCAAUAUCUGGCUUCCCUGGAGUUCCUCCUGCUACCACUUCAUCUCCAGAGAAAAAUAACUCUCCUUAGUCCAAAACACAAAUAUAAAAACACCUGCAAAUAACUAGUAGUUUACAUCAAACACUAUGUAUAACUCUCAAUCAUUCCCUUGGGUUCAAGGCUGAAUAAAGAAAGAAAGAAGAUAUAUUGAAGACUUGGUGAUAAAGCAAUAAAAAACAUUAAGCUAGCAUUCUAAAAGACCCUUUUCUUGUUACUUCCUCUUCAUGUUUGUAGGUUUGUUGUUUACAAAGCAUAUAAGAUGGGACAUGGGGGGUCAAAAUGAUUGUCUAAUAUCUAAUAGUUCUUCAAUAAAAUCUAACUAUUAACAGGUGA
Messenger RNA from Nicotiana tabacum (common tobacco), 1454 nucleotides. RefSeq lists its product as uncharacterized. The record is from RefSeq and is a predicted model, not a curated record. NCBI's taxonomy places the organism in Eukaryota, Viridiplantae, Streptophyta, Magnoliopsida, Solanales, Solanaceae.